GAUUUGUUGCGGUUCGUCUUAACGUCUCUUCGCGACGAAGUCCGGCGAAAUGGACGAGCGACCGGUGAAGUGCGAUAGCCAGGAAGACGAUCUUAUCCCCUCUCUCCGCUGUCUUGAGAUCUCCGAUAACGCCAAGGGCUUCGUGGAUCUUCUCUCCCAGCUCAGCUCCGCCACUACGCCUCUCACGGACGCUGAUUUCCGCGCUCGCUUCGCCGAACUCGCCGCCCUCUGUGACAACCACUUCGUCGUCGUCGCGGAGGACCGAUCCAGCGGAAGAAUAGUCGCCACCGGUAGCGUCUUCGUGGAGCGGAAGUUCCUCCGCGGUGGAGGGAAGGUCGGCCACAUCGAGGACGUCGUCGUCGAUUCCGCCUUCCGCGGCAGGCACCUGGGGCAGCGGGUGGUCGGGUUCCUUCGGGAUUACGCCAAGGCUGCCGGUUGCUACAAGGUCAUUCUCAAUAACACGACGGAUCUGAGGUCCUUCUACGAGAAGUGCGGUUUCACUGAGAAGAACAUCCAGAUGGCCUGCUACUUCUGAUCGUAGAGUGUGUCCAUGAUCUACUACUUUCCGGUUUUGUACCAACAUUGCUGUUUUCUUAGGAAAAAUUGGUGCAUCCAUCACUGACAAUUUCCACUUAUACUUCAACAUUCAUAAAGAGGUCAGAUAAUACCUUCAUUACUCAUGUUAAGUUUAUUCACCAAACAAUUGGAUUGAACAAAAUGAAUAAAGACUCUGUUGCCACUUGUCCUAAGAAAGGGGGAAAGGAUCAAAUGAGAUAUAUCUUGCCAUGCGUUUUACUACUAGUGCAUUUGUUAAAUAGCAGAGAUACAGUGCUAGUACAGUAAGAAGAUGGCUGGUUCUGCCUAGCAUAUCGUUAUCGUUCAGCAUGCUUCACGGCACAUAAUGGAUCAAAUAACUGCAAACUCAAAGUUUAUGUUUUUAAUAAAUUGUUCAUUUGGUGCAAGGUCGUUUCAGUUGUAGGGUAGGAUUUUUCUUUUUGUCACUAUGUUGACCCUCCCAGGACUCAUGACUGGAAAUAAAAGAAAAGAAAUGUUCAAUCACAAUAGAACAAUUUAUGGUUGUGUUUUUUAUUUUAGGCACUUUUGAGAUGAUAUUGAUUGAGAUCAUGCAUAGCUGAUAUGUUGUUUUCAAUGAUUUUACAAAGCAAAGACUGGAUCCGGAUU
Zingiber officinale is the source of this 1182-nucleotide messenger RNA. Its product is annotated as glucosamine 6-phosphate N-acetyltransferase-like. NCBI's taxonomy places the organism in Eukaryota, Viridiplantae, Streptophyta, Magnoliopsida, Zingiberales, Zingiberaceae. Gene Ontology annotation, cellular component: Golgi apparatus; endoplasmic reticulum; endoplasmic reticulum-Golgi intermediate compartment. Gene Ontology annotation, molecular function: monosaccharide binding; glucosamine 6-phosphate N-acetyltransferase activity. The record is from RefSeq and is a predicted model, not a curated record. The transcript is spliced from 2 exons. The coding region runs from base 50 to 535 and encodes 161 amino acids. Gene Ontology annotation, biological process: UDP-N-acetylglucosamine biosynthetic process.